AUGCCAGAUACCCCAAGUGGCACUCGUAUUAGAUCUACGCAAAGACCUCCCCGAUCAUGCAAAACUUGUGCCCGGCGCAGAGUGCGUUGCGAUAAGAAGAUACCGUGCCAUGGAUGCGUAUCUCGCGGCUUGGAGCUCAGCUGCGAGCGAGAGACUGUUUUCGUAAAGGGGAAGUUAUUGGCAUCUCGGGUGCAAGCACCGCCGACGUACCAGGAUCUGCUUGAGGAGAAUCGGCGUCUGAAAGCUGAGAUAGCAGGGUGGACUGUGGAUGUCCCAUCACUAACAAGUACGGAGGAUGGAGUGUAUGGCGAGGCUCUGAACAUUACAGAAAGUUUUGAGAGGGAGCUUUUCGAGGCUGUUGGUGGGACGAGUCGUGCUCCGACUGUCUUUAGUGAGGAUCAGAUUCAAUGGCCUUCGGCUACGUGUGUAAAGAAUCUCUUGGUUUACGGAAGGACGUGGACUUCUUGGAUGCAUUGUGCAUUGCAUCAUCCGACCUUUGAGGCAGAAUGCCACGAGUUCUUAGAAGAGUCUGGAUUUGGCAAAACCCCCGAUCCGUUCUGGCUUGCGGUUUAUUUUAGUUUUCUCAGUGUGAGUAUUGCCUCGCUGUUCACAAUCUGGGAUCUUUUCGGUUGA
Messenger RNA from Lachnellula hyalina, 633 nucleotides. RefSeq lists its product as uncharacterized. The record is from RefSeq and is a predicted model, not a curated record. Gene Ontology annotation, biological process: regulation of DNA-templated transcription. Gene Ontology annotation, molecular function: DNA-binding transcription factor activity, RNA polymerase II-specific; zinc ion binding. The transcript has 2 exons. The coding region runs from base 1 to 633 and encodes 210 amino acids. NCBI's taxonomy places the organism in Eukaryota, Fungi, Ascomycota, Leotiomycetes, Helotiales, Lachnaceae.